Molecule: messenger RNA, 678 nt
Organism: Vanessa atalanta (red admiral)
Lineage: Eukaryota; Metazoa; Arthropoda; Insecta; Lepidoptera; Nymphalidae
Exons: 5
Coding region: 1-618 (205 amino acids)
Source: RefSeq, a predicted model, not a curated record
AUGGCUACUAUCAACACAAGGCCAAAGUCUCCAACUCGUACUGAAGCAAUAGCUAAAGCUCUUCGACCAGGUCCUAUCUACAACACAGGAGUACUUUUAGGGAAUUGGGUUGAAGAUAGAAUUGAAUGCCCUAAAAGAGGUACAUUGUAUUUUCCACCUGUAGAAAAAAUAGAUUAUGAAAGGUUGAAACCUGAAUCUAGGCAGCCUGAGUUUCGGAUUAACAAAUUAAAUAGUUUACAGGGUAAUGUGCGCUCAAUAAUCAAGCAUGAUAGCCACGAUUCAUGCGGGAAUUUCGCUACUACAGCAGACUUAGUGUAUAACGUUCUACCUAAGCCACUGUGUGGACCGAAUAUGCGUUAUUACAAAAGAAGUGCACACCAGUUUUAUCCACAACCAGAUCUCACAAAAUGUUUCGGAAAUGUGACAGAAUGGGGCUUAAAAAAGAGUUUGGAAUAUGAGUGGGCGUGCACUGAUGUCUCGGAUUAUUCGUCUACUCUUUACGAAGAUACUUACGUUCCCCCUUUGCCCCAUCAAUAUCUACAGCGCUGUGAAAGAAAAGCGCGAAACUCGAGCUUCACAAAAAGUUUUCACUAUAAGAUGACAAAAUCAAAACAAUGAUAACAUCAAGAAUCAUUUCUUUUCACUUUUUGCAAAAAUUACUAGUCUUUUAAUAUCACA